Messenger RNA from Anopheles aquasalis, 1046 nucleotides. RefSeq names its product histone H2A, sperm. Gene Ontology annotation, molecular function: DNA binding; structural constituent of chromatin; protein heterodimerization activity. The record is from RefSeq and is a predicted model, not a curated record. Gene Ontology annotation, cellular component: nucleosome. NCBI's taxonomy places the organism in Eukaryota, Metazoa, Arthropoda, Insecta, Diptera, Culicidae.
CAACGGCGCGGAAAUGCGGGUUGAAGAGGAAAACUUUUUGCUCUUAACAAAACAUCCCGCACAGUUUGGCGCAUUAAUCAGCAAUCGCGCAAUAAAUUGGUCUACCCACGAAAUCCGCAAAACAGCCACAGGAUUGCCGGUAAAAGGAUUUCAGGUUUCUUUAAUUUUUAUUUGAAUUUUACCACCCGCCAUGGUGGUGCAACGGUUGGCAUAGCGACUAUGCGGUUCCCCGUUUCAAGCGAAAGUUCGACUACAACCCUGCUGCAAAAGGCGCGCGUACCGCCGAAGCCAGCCAUCAUCGAGAGAUAAGAACGCCGAGCAGAAUUGGUUUUCCGCGAAAAGGGUUAGCUUUGCCUUGAUUUCUCCUCAAACUUUAACCGUGAUCUGAAAAUGACUGGAAAUAAAACGAAAUCGUCUCGUGCCGGACUAACGUUUAGCGUCGGUCGGACGCAUUCCUACAUGCGCCGAGGAAACUACGCCGAGCGUAUAGGCGCCGGAUCAUCCGUUUACAUGACCGCGGUCCUAGAGUAUCUGGUGGCCGAAGUAGUAGAACUGGCGGGAAAUGCUGCCCGCGAUAAUCGCAAGACGCGCAUCACCCCGCGGCAUCUUCUGCUAGCCGUGCGCAACGACGAGGAGUUGAGCUCGUUGAUGAAGGACAUCACGUUUGCGGAAGGCGGUGUGUUACCCAACAUAAACGCGAUGCUGUUGCCGCGUAAAACGGGUGCAGCCUCGAAAUCCGCGGCAUCUGCCAAUGCUCAGAGUCAGGAAUAUUAGAAGAAAGUGGCGGACGCAGUUCUCCGUUCUUUUUUAAUCUAGAGUAACGUACGCGGCCGGAUCUAAUUUGGCCCGAACUGUUGAGGUGGUGGCGACGGCUUAAGCAUCUAGAGAACGCCCGGUGUGUAAGAUCUGAAGAAUAUUUUUUUAUCAUUGUUAUCUUGUGAGCGAAAGCAGCCGAAUCGGUGGUUGUGGAGGUGGACAUUCCCAAUCAAAACAGUAGUUUGUAUCGUGCCAUCGAGUUUUGUAAAAUCGGCUUUUAAUAAAGUAUU